Molecule: messenger RNA, 3513 nt
Organism: Rotaria sp. Silwood1
Lineage: Eukaryota; Metazoa; Rotifera; Eurotatoria; Philodinida; Philodinidae
Source: the annotation of a GenBank genome assembly
AUGACCACUUCAUCUGAACAUGUGUCAAUUCACAUGCCCAAGUAUGAGGCAAUACCGAUUCAAUUUGAUUCUCCAACACGUGAUGCUUCAAUAGAUAUCGCUGAUAUACAAAAUUAUAUUCGUGAGAAAGCAGAGAAAAAAUUGGAACAAUGUAAUUAUUUUGAAGUAUCAUUACCACCAUCAAUAACUGGUAUUACUGGCGAAUCUAAUCGAAUUAAAUUUAAUUCAUUAUUUCAAACUCCAACAUUAGAUGAACUCGAAACUCUAUCAUCUAAUCCAGAUGGAUCACCAAAGAAAUUAAAUGAAGAACAACUUAGAGCAGUUAAACAAACAGGAGAAUUUGAAGUAAAUAGUAUUUAUUUUCCUGGUCAACGCCAUCGAUGGAAAUUGAAUAAAUUACUUCAAUCAGGUGUUCAAUCAGCCGGUGACGUACUUCAUAAAGAAUUAUCAUGGGCAAUUUAUAUGUUGAUAAUGUUUGCUCGAGAUCGUAUUUGUUCGGAUUCCUUUAGUUUUGAAGCAGCCCUACGUUCAUGGAAGCAAGGUUUUGCUAGUUUAAUUGAUGCUUUUAUUGGACUACCUGCAAUUGAAUCAUCUGGUAUCGAUUUACAAGUAGAAAAUGAGCGAAAUAAAUUUUUAGUUACUGAACUUUCACCAGCUGAAAGUGAAAAAGAAAUGCAUGAAAAAUUUUGUGCACAAAUACCAAUUUUAUUACAAAUAAUGACUGAACAUCAAAAAUAUGAACGUCGUCAAAAUAAAGAUACUCCACCUCCUAUGCUUCCAUAUCCUCAUCAUUUUGUAACACCAGACAAUAUUGAUAUUGAUCUUCGAUUACAUAAUCAUGAUCUUCAAGCUAAAAUAAAAUCAAUUGUUAGCUCUCUUAUUUCUAAAAGUACACCAAAAAAUUGGUUUGCUACUACGAAACGAAAAUUAAUUAAUCAAUAUAAAAACGAACAAGUCGAAUUAGGUUUGUCAAAAGAAGAAAUAGCUAAACGAGUUCAAAACCAAUUAAAUAUUGAAUAUACUGAACGAGUAUUUGAAACUAUUGAAAAUUCUCGUGAAAUUGAAAAAUUAUCACCUGGUCUUGGACGCUUAUUAGUUGCACAAGCUCGUUCAAUAUUAAUAAUGAAAUCAAUUGCUGAAAAACUAACUGAAGAUUUAGAAAAUCAUCUUAAAAUGACACGAGAAAAAUUAAUUCGUGAACAUCCAAUAAAAUCAAAAAUUACUCGUUGGAUUGAUCAAAAAAUAUUUGAAGAAAGAAUCAAUUAUAUGCAUCAUCAUGAAUGGGAUCCACAUCAAUUAGCAAUUGAUCAAUGUAAAUCAUUAGGAUAUCAACAAGCUGCAUAUUUUAUUGAACGAGAUUAUAUAUUUCGAAAAGAUUAUGAAUUAAAUCUUCGUCAAAAUCUCAAACCAAAGAUUGAACCUGUUAAAACAAUUCAAUGUACUCGAUUCAUAUGGUUGCCAAGAAAUUAUAUUGUUGAGCGAACAUAUCCAUUACCUGUCGAACGAAUUCCAACAUUAUUUUCUAAACACAAAUAUACAGUUGAAAAAGAAGAGGCACGACAAAGAUUGAUUAAUUCUGAUCCUGAAGCACGAUAUCAGUGUCGCAGAGAAAUAAGUUAUGAAACAACAACAAGAUAUCCAUUUUGGAGAUGGAAACUAUUUGCACUUCGAACAUUUUGUUGGCUUUCCAAUGCAAUUUAUUUAUUCUGUAUUGUUAUUCCAUUUGCUAGUCCAGUUAGUUUUCGUGCUUUAUUAUCUCCAAAACCAUUUAUUGUGGGUUAUAAAUUGAAUGAAAAAGAUUUAAAACUUUAUAAAGAAACAUCUCCAAUUACACAAACAUUUAUUUCACGCCUUGUUGCUCUUUGGAAUAAUGUAAGUUAUUCAAGACAAAAGUUUGAACGAGCACCUGAUAGAGGAUUAUUGGGAAAGAAUGUUCAAAGAAUGUUCAAUCGAGUUUGGAACUAUGUAAUAAAGGGUGGUCUAGGUACUGUGGCUACUUGUAUCGUCUAUCCAAUAAUCUGUUCAAUUGUUCCAAUCCUAUCGUUUAUAUUAGGUGUACUCUCACCUAUAUGGUUACCAAUACUAACAUUAUUAUUUCAUAUAGUUGAAAUUCUUAUCUAUGAUGCGAAUUCAGCUGGCGAAUAUGGUCGAAAAUUUUUUUGUCUUAUUAACAUUAUAAUGACUAAUUUUCUUCUUGGUGGUAUAAUACAACCAAUAUUAGCAUUAGUUGGAUUAAUUGCUAGUCCAAUAGCUUCUCUUUUAAUUACUAUUUAUGCUUUGCUACAUCGUGGCUUUCGUGGAGUUUAUGAUCAAAUAAGCUAUCAUUUAAUUGUGAAACGUUUGGCUCGAAUUCCUGCACAUGAUACUUUUCUGGCACGACGCAUAGCUGGCCCAGGUUUAGCAGCACAGUACUUUUAUCAAGUUGCAUCACCAGAAGUAUUAGCAGCAUUAGAAUCGUUAAUUGAACAAAAAGAAUUAGAAUUUUAUCGUUCAUAUAUUGAAAAAAUUUUAAGAAAACCAAUUCAAGAAUAUCAAGAAUUUUUUAAUCAAGCAUUUAAACCAUUUUCAGGUCAAGUUAGCAAAAUAGAUAAUAAAUCAACUUAUGGUCGAAUGAAUGAUGUUGUUGAUGAACAUAUUAAACAAUUACGACGCACAAUUGAAAAACGUCAUAAUCUCCUUCGAGUAGAACGUAGUACUCAUCAUGAUCGCAUUCGUUUAACAGAGACUGAUUUAACAGCUGUACUUGUUAAAGGAACAGAAUUAGUAGAAAAAUGGUAUCCAAACCGAAUACUUCCCUAUUUAAAUGAAACUGAACUUGAAAAAUUUUGGCAUGAUCAAGAUCUAGAACCAAAUGAUUGGUUUGGUCUAACAAGUAAAUUACUUCAAGAUUUAUUUUGUCGAGAUUUCUUAACACCUCUAGAACAAACCGAUGCUUUUUAUAGUCUAAAAGUUGAUCAUUUAACUUUAUCAAAAUAUGCACAAAUGAUUCAUUCAGCUAAUAUACAUGAUGAUCUUGAUGUUGUCACAAGUAUCUACUUACCUGAAAGUUCAUAUUCAUUAAGUUCUCCCACAUUCAAUCAAAAUAUACUCGAUCCAAAUCAAUCUAUUCUUGAAAUAUCAACAAAUUAUUCAAACAACCAGAUGGUCGAAAAUCAUGGUCGUAUAUACAGAUUUUUCUAUCGUGAAAAAAAUUAUACAAAACCUGUUAAGGAUUCAUCAAGAUUUGUUGAUUAUACAUCAGCAACAUGUCGUUUUUGUAUACCAAUUGGAUUAUCUGAAGUAGCUUUUAUCAAUAUAAUUAUAUUUAAUCGCGAUCAUAAUAAUUCAACAACAACAGUAUCGACUAAGAAUAUAUCACCUAAAGAUAUGCGUCGACUAAUUGAAUUUAAUAAAAAGCAUUAUAAAGAAUCUUUGCUACCAAUACAUUCAUCACACUUUGCAUCAUCUACUACAAAUAAUGAUAUGAUAAAUCACGAUGUAGUUAUGAUUAAUACUAUAUUAGACGAAAAAUGA